Messenger RNA from Radiomyces spectabilis, 1534 nucleotides. Its product is annotated as GDP dissociation inhibitor. The transcript is spliced from 7 exons. Gene Ontology annotation, molecular function: Rab GDP-dissociation inhibitor activity. Gene Ontology annotation, biological process: protein transport; vesicle-mediated transport; small GTPase-mediated signal transduction. The record is from RefSeq and is a predicted model, not a curated record. Gene Ontology annotation, cellular component: cytoplasm. Lineage: Eukaryota; Fungi; Mucoromycota; Mucoromycetes; Mucorales; Radiomycetaceae. The coding region runs from base 39 to 1361 and encodes 440 amino acids.
CUUUCGCGCUUUUCUAUUUUUUUCCAUCUAACGCAACCAUGGACGAGGAAUACGACGUUAUUGUUUUGGGUACCGGCUUGACCGAAUGUAUUUUGUCAGGUCUUCUUUCGGUCGAUGGCAAGAAGGUCUUGCAUAUGGACCGUAAUGACUAUUAUGGUGGUGAAUCGGCUUCUUUAAACUUAACACAGCUUUUCAACAAGUUCAGACCAGGCCAGGAAGUGCCUUCCGACUUGGGCCGUGACCGUGACUGGAAUAUUGACUUGAUUCCCAAAUUCAUGAUGGCCAACGGCGUCAUUGUUAGCUUUUUAACUCACACCGAUGUCACGAGAUAUUUGGAAUUCAAGCAAAUUUCUGGCUCCUUUGUGUACCGUGAAGGAAAAAUCUCAAAGGUCCCCACCACCGAAAGUGAAGCCUUGAAAUCCCCCUUAAUGGGCUUCUUUGAGAAGCGUCGCAUGAGAAACUUUUUGCUGUGGGCUCAAAAUUAUAACGAGGCCGAUCCGUCCACAACACAAGGUCUUAAUAUCAACACGAAUACCAUGGCUGAGGUUUACAAGAAGUUCAGCUUGGAUCCCAAUGUGCAAGACUUUAUCGGUCAUGCUAUGGCUCUCCACUUGGAUGAUUCGUACCUCCAGCAACCUGCCAAGGACACCGUGGAUAAGGUUCGUCUUUACGCUGCUUCCGUAACGCGCUACGGCAAGAGCCCGUACAUUUAUCCCUUGUAUGGUCUUGGCGAUCUUCCCCAAGCAUUUGCACGCUUGAGCGCUGUGUAUGGUGGCACCUACAUGUUGAAUAAGGAUGUCACUGAGUUCGUUUACGACGACAAUGGUGCCGUCACGGGUGUGAAAUCCGAAGGUCAAGUCAUUCGCGCCAAGAAGGUUAUUUGCGAUCCUUCCUAUGCACGUGACAAAGUCCGUCAAGUCGGUUCCGUCGUACGCGCUAUUUGUAUCUUGAAGCAUCCCAUCGAGAACACCCAAGACAUUGACUCAGUCCAGAUUGUCAUUCCUCAAAAGCAAAUCGGUCGCCAACACGACGUGUACGUUGCCUGUAUCAGCAGCGACCACAUGGUCUGCCCCAAAGGCUACUAUCUCGCCAUCGUCUCCACCAUUGUCGAAACCGAUCGUCCCGAAAGCGAACUUCAAGCCGGUCUCAACCUAUUAGGAAAUAUCCAUGACAAGAUUGUGUAUGUGUCUCCUUUGGAAGUGCCCGUGGAGGAUGGUACCAAGGAUCAAGUCUUUGUAUCUCGCUCUUAUGACGCCACUUCCCAUUUCGAGACUGUGUGCGAUGAUGUGUACGAUCUCUGGAACCGUAUCACCGGUGAACCUUUGGUUCUCAAGAAGAAAGAGACACAGGAAGAAGAAUAAGUGCUUCUGCUUUUUCUCUUUGGUUUCUUUUUUCUCCCUUUUGCUUUUUCUCUUUAUGAUCAUGCCUAUGGAUUAUCCUUUUAUUCAGUGGUCUUUAAUUAGACACGAGUUUUUUCCUGUAAAAUCACAAAAAAAAAACCAAAUACAUUGGAAGUUUGUUCAAAUGAUUCAUA